Aspergillus campestris IBT 28561 is the source of this 5599-nucleotide messenger RNA. RefSeq names its product transcriptional regulator SIN3. The record is from RefSeq and is a predicted model, not a curated record. The coding region runs from base 351 to 5237 and encodes 1628 amino acids. Gene Ontology annotation, biological process: negative regulation of transcription by RNA polymerase II. The transcript is spliced from 7 exons. Gene Ontology annotation, cellular component: Sin3-type complex; chromatin. Gene Ontology annotation, molecular function: transcription corepressor activity. NCBI's taxonomy places the organism in Eukaryota, Fungi, Ascomycota, Eurotiomycetes, Eurotiales, Aspergillaceae.
ACUCUCGGUGCUGCUGCCACUGUUGCUGCUGUUGCAUGGUGAUUCACUUCCUCUCCUUUGACUCCUGUUUCUGUAUCUCCUGUUGAUCCUGUUGUUUUCUUUUCCCGUGAAGACUACUCUCUCUACUAUUUUUCGUUUGCGGUUGUCACCGUCCCGAGCCCGGUGAUGUCGCUGUGAAAUGUGCUGGAGGAGAAACUCGACCGUGCGAAAAACCAUUAUUUGAUUGAGAGGUUGGCUUUGAAGUGUACUGCAUCUUGCAGCGAUUCAUUCCUUCCUUUGAUUCCGUCUUUAAACAACUCUCUUCUUCCUGAUCUUCCUGUCGUGAACGUGCUGUUGUUCAUGCACAGAGGAUGAAUUCAGGAAACGAUAACUGGCACCCUGGUGGACCCCCAUCGCACCCCGGGAUGGACCAGAUGAACCACCAACCUCGUCCCUUGGGCCCCUUUGGUCAAAACCCACCUCAGCAAGGCCCGUCUUCGCAGCCGGCGGGGCCCGUCCUUCCCCCUCCUGGAGGUCCUUAUCACCCUGCAAGCCAACCUCCCGGACACUCCCUUCCUGGGCUGGCGGAGUUGAGCCAGGGCCACGCCGGCCCCCAUCAACCGCCCGCUUAUGCUCAACACCCCUCUGCCCCCUCCCACAACGCUGGUCAUUCUCUGCCAGGCAUCGGUCAGGCGAUGCAGCACCCGUCUCCUCAGUCCAUCAACCGCGAGCGUGAGCGGGAUUCGAGAGAGCGGGAGCUAAUCGAGAGACAGCGCCAGGAGGAGAUGGCCCACAGAGAACGUGAACACCGUGAGCGUGAGCAGAUGGAGCGACAGCAGCUGGAGCGUCAGCGCGAUCAGCACCACCCGGUUCAGAGCCACACGGGGUCCAUCCCGCUGCACCAGCCGGUGGCGUCCAAGGUGCCCAACUCCAUUCACGGUCCGAACGGCCUCUUGUCAAAUAUCGGAUCGAACCCGCAGAAUGGUCCCCAGGGCCCGAUACAGCCAUCCGGCGGUCCUGGUGGGAUCUAUGGGCCUCAGAUUCCGCAUGGCGAAGGCACCCCGCGGUCGUACAUGCAACACCCUGCUGGUCCCGCUGGACAGGCCCUGAUGGGUUUCAACGCUUCUGGACCUCAGAUCCCGGGGAACGUUGCGGCUCUUGCCCAGGGUCAGCAGCCAAUUUUGAAUGACGCGCUUAGUUACCUAGACCAAGUGAAGGUCCGCUUUGUCGAUCAGCCGGAUGUGUAUAACCGGUUUCUGGACAUAAUGAAAGACUUCAAAAGCCAAGCCAUCGAUACCCCUGGCGUCAUCCAACGCGUUUCCACGCUGUUCAACGGACACCCGGCUUUGAUCCAGGGUUUCAACACUUUCCUCCCCCCUGGAUACCGAAUCGAGUGCGGUACGGAAGAUAACCCUGACGCCAUCCGAGUGACCACCCCGUCCGGCACAAAUACUUUGAGUAUGCCCCGUCCACGGCAGUCGUUGGAUGCCACGGGCGAGAUGGCACAUGGUGGGAUGGGUCCGCAUGGCCGUCCUGAGUUCUUCGAACAAUCCCGACCGGGUUGGCAGCAACAUCAGCCCCAGCCCCAACCCCCGCCGCAGCCCCAGCCGCCACAGGGCAACCUGCCAGGGUCAUACUCACCCGGGUCUCGCAUGAUGGGCCCAGGCAUGUUUGGGCAAGAGAACCAAGGCCAGCAUCAGGAGCCCCACCACUACAGCUACCCUACCCAGCAAGAACAGCAGGCUGCGGCGGGUGCAGCGGCCAUGGCCCAGCAACAGGAUCAUCGUGGGGUGUCGCAGCUCCAGGGCGCCGUCUCGGCUGCGUCCGCCGGGCUUGGGCGACCUGGCUUGCUCGCAGUGUCUGCCCCAGGACAGGCCCACAACCUAAACCAGCCGAUGAACAGUCUGGCCGGUGUGGGUUCGAACAUGCUGCAGGGCUCCCAAGCUGACCUAAACAAGCGUGGACCUGUUGAAUUCAACCAUGCCAUCAGCUAUGUGAACAAGAUCAAGAAUCGCUUUGCGCAAGCCCCCGAGAUCUACAAGCAGUUUUUGGAGAUACUGCAGACGUAUCAGCGCGAGUCAAAGCCGAUCCAGGAUGUCUACGCGCAAGUGACCCAGCUGUUCAACACUGCACCCGACCUGCUGGAAGAUUUCAAGCAGUUCCUGCCUGAGUCUGCUGCCCAUGCCAAACAGCAGGCAGCGGCCCGUCAGGCGGAAGAGGCGGCCCCGACGAGCAAUGUCCGUGGAGAGCCUAGUUAUCCUAGCACCGGCAACAACCUUCAAUCGCAGACUCCCAAUCGCGAUGUCAAGAUGCCUCCGCUGGGUCAGUUCAACGUCAAAGACUCUGCCAAAGAUGGAAAGAAGCGUCGGGGAGGGCCGGGGGCUCCCUCUGCUCUGGCAUCUUCGAUAUCCGGACCCUCUGCGAAUAAUGACGCUGUCCGAAUGGGCGAUGCCCAAGCUGGUCGUGCGCCCGGCUUCCAGGCUGGCGGUGUCAACAAGAGAGCCAAGGUCCACCACACCAAGACCACGCCGACAGAGGCCCCUGCCGUGUCUCCCACCCUGAUUCCCGCUCUGCCAGAGCCGAUCCCUCCUGUCUUCUCGUUGACGCCCACGCAGGAAGAAUUCGCGUUCUUCGAUCGGGUCAAGAAGUACAUUGGGAACAAGCAGACCUUCAGCGAGUUCCUCAAACUGUGCAAUCUCUACUCGACCGAUCUCAUCGAUCGUCAUGUUCUUGUCAAGAGAGCGGCGGGCUACAUCGGCUCCAACCCGGAGCUCAUGGCUUGGUUCAAACGGUUCAUGCAUGUGGAUGAGCCCGAAGACAAGAUCAUUGAGCCCAAGCCGAAGCAUGACCUUGGGGUCGUCAAUCUGUCGCAUUGCCGUUCUUUGGGACCGAGCUACCGACUUCUGCCGAAGCGUGAACGCCAGAAGCCAUGCAGUGGCCGUGAUGCCUUGUGUUACGCUGUUCUGAAUGAUGAAUGGGCGUCUCACCCCACGUGGGCGUCGGAAGAUUCGGGUUUCGUGGCGCACCGGAAGAACCAGUACGAGGAUGCGUUGCACCGUAUCGAAGAGGAUAGGCAUGAUUACGAUCAUCACAUUGAAGCCUGCACCCGCACGAUCCAGCUCAUUGAGCCCAUCGUCCAGCAAUUCCUGGUCAUGUCGGACGCGGAGCGGGCUGCUUUCAGACUGCCUCCGGGUCUCGGCGGACAGAGUGAGGCCAUCUAUCAGCGCGUCAUCAAGAAAAUCUACGAUCGUCAGAAGGGCGAAAAGAUCAUCCACGAGAUGUUCGAGAGACCCUGCCACGUCCUGCCCAUCGUCCUCUUCCGCUUGAAGCAGAAGUGCGAGGAGUGGAAGGCUAGCCAGCGCGAGUGGGACAAGAUCUGGCGUGAGCAGACGCAGAAGGCCUACUGGCGCAGUCUGGACCACCAGGCCAUUGCCAGCAAGAGUAUGGAUAAGAAGCUGUUCGUGGCGAAGCACAUCCAGAACGAGAUCCAGAACAAGUUUGAGGAGAGAAAGACCCUGCGCAAGAGCGGCUUCCAGGUGCCCCGACACCACUUCGAGUUUACGUUCGACGACCCGGCCGUGAUCAUCGACACCACCCACUUGCUGCUGACUUUCAUUGACCGCAAUUCGGCUGGCUUCGGGGCCGAUCCCCAGAAGGUCAUGAUGUUCAUCAAGGACUUUGUUCCCAUGUUCUUUGGAAUGGACCGUGAUACCUUCCAUGCCUACAUGAACGAACUGUCCAGCGGGACUCCGCCGGCUGAUGAAGGUGACGGGGAGAGCUCCGCUGCGGAGGGACCCUCGACGCCCCGUAGCCGACGGGCCAACAACAAGAAGAUGGAUCUGCUCCGCGACGUGUUGGAGCGUCGAUCUGAGAAGGCCCGGGCUGAAAAAUCGGGAAGCAGUCGGCCCACAUCGCGCGCUGGCACUCCGGAUAGUGGUCUUGUGCCUUCUACGCCGGCUCCUGAUCCCACAGAGACUUUUGAUGUCGCCGAGCUGCGAUGGAUGGAGCACCCGGCGCAGGGCAAUUUCAACCUGCAACGGGAGUAUACGCUCAACGAGUCUUACGAGAAGACGGCGCAUCACUUGUACGGGAACCUGAACAUCUACUGCUUCUUCCGCACAUUUGAGAUCCUGUACUCGCGUCUGCUGAGGAUCAAACUGAACGAAGAUUAUGCGCACGAGAACGUGCGCCGUGGACUCCAGGAGCGGGCCGCGCGGGACCUCAACCUGCUUGACAAGUUGCCCACGGACUUCUUCUACGACAGCGAUCCCAAGGCCAACCUUUACAGCCAGAUCGUGCGGAUGUGCGAGGAGGUCAUCAAAGGCGACAUGGAGACGUCCCAUCUGGAGGAGACGCUGCGUCGGCACUAUUUGCGCAGCGGCUACCAGCUGUACAACCUGGAGAAGAUGUUUGCGGGGAUUGCCAAGUUCGCGGGGUCGAUCUUCAGCGGCGACUCGAAGGACCGCAGUUCCGACAUCAUGGCGCUGUUCUUCAAGGAGCGUGACCGGGAGGAGACGACGCACAACCAGGAGAUCCAGUACCGCAAGCAAGUGGAGCGGCUGGUCAAGGAUGGUGACAUCUACCGCAUCACCUACCAUCCUUCAAACAAGAAGACCACCGUGCAGCUUCUGACCCCCGAGGACGCGACCCUGGAGAACGAAGACCUCAGCCAGGAAGCGCGCUGGUCAUACUACGUGUCAGCCUACACGAUGCGCGAUCCCACCGAGGGAGUACGAUUCUCGCGCAUGCGGAUGCCCUUCCUGAAGCGCAACCUUCCCGCACAGAUGGACCAGGAAGACGAAUACAACCGGUACUAUCGGCCCCUGGUGCACCAAGACGGACUCAUCAUCCGCAUCUGCGCCAACAGCUACCACAUCCUGUACGAGCCCGGCAGCCAAGACUGGUGGUGGCGGCCGACGGCGCCGUCCGACGAAACAGCCGAAGAGGUCGCCAAGGAAGAGGCGGCCGUCAAGGAACGGCGACGCGACCGAUUCACGGAGAAGUUUGUCAAUAACCCUGACUGGGCGCAGGGGUUCAGCAAGGACCAGGUGGACGAUUUCAAUCAACGCUUCCGGUCUUGGGUCCAGGGGAGUGAACCUGAGGGGACCGCUGAGGCUGCGGCUGUGGCUCCGGCCACUGAGCCGUCGGCUGAGGAGGGUCAUCCCGAGGAUCAUCCCGAGGAUGGCAAGGAGAAGGGCGAUACCGAGAUGGCGGAUGUGGAGCCGGAUGCCACUGCAUCGGAAAGCAAGCCAGAAUAGACACCUCUCUCUAGAGCUCUGGAUAUCUAUUUCUGGGGUGUCGAGCUCUCUCCCCAUCUUCUCCACACGUGGGGGUGAAUGCGCCGAGUACCUUGUUUAUGAUAGCGAAGACUUGACCCGUGCACAUGGCUUUUCAUUUCCCUUCUUCUUUCUAUUUUUUUUUUUAUUAUUUGAUUUUCAUUUUCUAUCUGUGUUUUGGUGGGUGAUUGAAUUGAUCCCACGGACUGGUGUAGAGGGAACGGGAAGGUUUGAUUGAUUGAGAGUCUGGGUUUCUUUAUUUCUUUAUUUCUUUACCUUGUGCAGUGUCAUUUUAUUCCAAUCCAUUUUAUGUGUAUUUGUAUUAGGAGCUAGGGUAGUCUAUC